AUGACAGCUUUGGGGGAGUACAUGCGAGCGCUUCUGGCGAAGGCCCCGUCCAAAGACAAUUGGCCUGGGAUUGGGGACGAAAUUUCUUACACGCUCAAAUCGAUGGCUGAAAUAUCCGUGACAGAGAUUCCGAUAGGUACCAACUCCGAUCCUGGCUAUGGCGUUGGAACAAACGACGGUAGACGUGAGAGCUCUGAAGGGAUCGAGAAUAUCGCGGUGGUGUAUGACGAAGCUAAAAAGCGUCAGAAGCGCCAGAUCCUUAUCUCCACGAUUUGGAGUUGCACUGCGGCAUGGGAGCCCCCACACCUCCCCAGGAACAAGACCAAGAUGCCAAAGUCCCCAACAAUAUUAUUAGCCCUCGUCUACUUGCAUGUAUACUCGCCAUGUCAGGAAGCGAGGUGGUUGCGCCUGUCUUUGGGAAGGUCGGGCCUGGAAUGCCAGGCUGAGUCCGCGCUUGACAUCUUCCAGGGAUUUGUUGAUGCAUCCAGUAUCGAUAAUGGUUUUCGCAUGCCUACGUUGUAUUAG
Messenger RNA from Penicillium soppii, 525 nucleotides. RefSeq lists its product as uncharacterized. Bases 1 to 525 code for a protein of 174 amino acids. The transcript is spliced from 3 exons. The record is from RefSeq and is a predicted model, not a curated record. NCBI's taxonomy places the organism in Eukaryota, Fungi, Ascomycota, Eurotiomycetes, Eurotiales, Aspergillaceae.